AUGCCGAACGAAGAAAAGAUUGAGGAGGAGACAGGAAAAGUGACCGUGAACGAAGAGAAAGAGUGUGAGAAGGCUGGCGGUGAGAAAGAAGAGAACAACGAGGAGGACAGCCUGGACGCCUACUCGACAGAACCUGAUGACGAUAGCGACUGGGAUGAGAGCUGGAUCGAGGAGGCAGCCUUGGAGAAGCUGUCUCUCGAUGACUGA
This is a messenger RNA of Lithohypha guttulata, 207 nucleotides long. RefSeq lists its product as uncharacterized. The coding region runs from base 1 to 207 and encodes 68 amino acids. The record is from RefSeq and is a predicted model, not a curated record. The transcript has a single exon. NCBI's taxonomy places the organism in Eukaryota, Fungi, Ascomycota, Eurotiomycetes, Chaetothyriales, Trichomeriaceae.